Molecule: messenger RNA, 1428 nt
Organism: Cynocephalus volans (Philippine flying lemur)
Lineage: Eukaryota; Metazoa; Chordata; Mammalia; Dermoptera; Cynocephalidae
Product: interferon-induced protein with tetratricopeptide repeats 2-like
Exons: 2
Coding region: 61-1428 (455 amino acids)
Biological process (GO): defense response to virus
Cellular component (GO): cytosol
Molecular function (GO): protein binding
Source: RefSeq, a predicted model, not a curated record
AGAGGAGUGCAGCAGCCUGAAAUAUAGCCCUCCAGAGCAGCUGAGCAUUGCACAGCAAUCAUGAGUGAGAUCACUAAGGAUUCCUUGGAGAGCAGCCUACGGCAAUUAAAAUGCCAUUUCACCUGGAACUUGGUAAAGGAAGAAAAUUCCUUGGAUGAUUUUGAGGACAGAGUGUUUAACCAGACUGAAUUUCAGAACAGUGAAUUCAAAGCCACAAUGUGCAACCUAUUGGCCUACAUAAAGCACUGCAGAGGCCACAAUGAAGAAGCCCUGGAAAGCUUACGGCAAGCAGAAGAGUUAAUCCAGCAAGAGCACACUGGCCAAGCAGAAAUCAGAAGUCUGGUCACCUGGGGAAACUAUGCCUGGGUCUACUAUCACAUGGGCCAACUCUCAAAAGCUCAAAUUUAUGUAGAUAAAGUGAAACAUGUCUGCGAGAAAUUUUCCAGUCCCUAUAGAAUUGAGAGUCCUGAGAUGGAUUGUGAGGAAGGGUGGACACGGUUAAAAUGUGGAAAAGAGCAAAAUGAAAAGGCAAAGGUGUGUUUCCAGAAGGCUCUGGAAAGGAACCGAGAGAACCCAGAAUUCACCUCUGGAUUGGCAAUCGCGUGCUACCGUCUGGAUAGCCAGCCGCCAUCUCAGGACCCCACUGUCCCUCUGAGGCAAGCCAUUGAACUGAAUCCUGACAAUCAGUAUGUCAAAGUCCUCCUGGCUCUGAAACUUCAAAAGAUAAAUGAAGAAAAUGAAGGAGAGAGGCUAGUUGAAGAAGCCUUGGAAAAUAGCCCAAGUGCAACAGAUGUACUUCGCAGUGCAGCAAAGUUUUAUCGAAAAAAACGUGUCCCGGACAAAGCUAUUGAACUGCUUAGAAAGGCUUUAGAAUGCAUGCCAAACAAUGCCUAUGUGCACUGUCAGAUCGGGUGCUGCUAUAGGGCAAAAGUCCUUGAAAUAGUGAAUAGGAGAGAGAAUGAAAUGUGUGGGGAAAGAGAGAAGUUUCUGGAACUAAUAGAACAAGCUGUGGAUCAUUUUAAAAAAGCGGAUGGAAUGAAUGGAAAUCUCUCCCGUAUACAUUCCUAUCUUGCCUGCCUCUAUGCUCUGGCAGAUCAGUACAAAGAAGCAGAGUAUUACUUCCAAAAAGAAUUCAGCAAGGAGCUUACUCCUGUACUGAAACAGGUGCUCCAUCUGCGGUAUGGCAACUUUCAGUGGUUUCAAAUGAAGUGUGAAGACAAGGCCAUCCACCAUUUUAUAGAGGGUGUGAAAAUAAACCGGGAAACAAAAGAGAGAGAAAAGAUGAAAAACAAACUGCGAAAAAUUGCCGAAACGCGGCUUUCUAAGAAUGAGGCAGAUUCUGAGGCUUUGAGUAUCUUGGUCUUCCUUCAGGAGCUGGACAGAGGAAUGCAACAAGCAGAGGAAGACUAUGAGAUGGUUUUGGACUGA